Molecule: messenger RNA, 3963 nt
Organism: Mandrillus leucophaeus (drill)
Lineage: Eukaryota; Metazoa; Chordata; Mammalia; Primates; Cercopithecidae
Gene: LMBR1
Product: limb development membrane protein 1
Exons: 16
Coding region: 319-1422 (367 amino acids)
Biological process (GO): signal transduction
Molecular function (GO): transmembrane signaling receptor activity
Source: RefSeq, a predicted model, not a curated record
GAUAUGUUUCCUUCUUUUUGCCAUUCUCUACGUCGUUUCCUACUUCAUCAUCACAAGAUACAAGAGAAAAUCAGAUGAACAGGAAGAUGAAGAUGCCAUCGUCAACAGGAUUUCGUAUGUAUUUUAAAGUUGUUUUUGAGCACGUUCACCCUCGCCGUGUCAGCUGGGGCUGUUUUGCUUUUGCCUUUCUCAAUAAUCAGCAAUGAAAUCCUGCUUUCUUUUCCCCACAACUACUAUAUUCAGUGGCUAAAUGGCUCCCUGAUUCAUGGUUUGUGGAAUCUUGCUUCCCUUUUUUCCAACCUUUGUUUAUUUGUAUUGAUGCCCUUUGCCUUUUUCUUUCUGGAAUCAGAAGGCUUUGCUGGCCUGAAAAAGGGAAUCCGGGCCCGCAUUUUAGAGACUCUGGUCAUGCUUCUUCUUCUUGCAUUACUCAUUCUUGGGAUAGUGUGGGUAGCUUCAGCACUCAUUGACAAUGAUGCUGCAAGCAUGGAAUCUUUAUAUGAUCUCUGGGAGUUCUAUCUACCCUAUUUAUAUUCCUGUAUAUCAUUGAUGGGAUGUUUGUUACUUCUCUUGUGUACACCAGUUGGCCUUUCUCGUAUGUUCACAGUGAUGGGUCAGUUGCUAGUGAAGCCAACAAUUCUUGAAGACCUGGAUGAACAGAUUUAUAUCAUUACCUUAGAGGAAGAAGCACUCCAGAGACGACUAAAUGGGCUGUCUUCAUCAGUGGAAUGCAACAUAAUGGAGUUGGAACAAGAACUUGAAAAUGUAAAGACUCUGAAGACAAAAUUAGAGAGGCGAAAAAAGGCUUCAGCAUGGGAAAGAAAUUUGGUGUAUCCCGCUGUUAUGGUUCUCCUCCUUAUUGAGACAUCCAUCUCGGUCCUCUUGGUGGCUUGUAAUAUUCUUUGCCUAUUGGUUGAUGAAACAGCAAUGCCAAAAGGAACAAGGGGGCCUGGAAUAGGAAAUGCCUCUCUUUCUACGUUUGGUUUUGUGGGAGCUGCACUUGAAAUCAUUUUGAUUUUCUAUCUUAUGGUGUCCUCUGUUGUCGGUUUCUAUAGCCUUCGAUUUUUUGGAAACUUUACUCCCAGGAAAGAUGACACAACUAUGACAAAGAUCAUUGGAAAUUGUGUGUCCAUCUUGGUCUUGAGCUCUGCUCUGCCUGUGAUGUCGAGAACACUGGGAAUCACUAGAUUUGAUCUACUUGGCGACUUUGGAAGGUUUAAUUGGCUGGGAAAUUUCUAUAUUGUAUUAUCCUACAAUUUGCUUUUUGCUAUUGUGACAACAUUGUGUCUGGUCCGAAAAUUCACCUCUGCAGUUCGAGAAGAACUUUUCAAGGCCCUAGGGCUUCAUAAACUUCACUUAUCAAAUACUUCAAGGGAUUCAGAAACAGCCAAGCCUUCUGUAAAUGGGCAUCAGAAAGCACUGUGAGAUGCACAGACGGCGUCUUCUACAACCAAGAGACCUGAGAACUCCAGACUCAUGACAUUCCUGUCCCAUGUAGAAGCAUUUCCAUUUCAACCUUGGCUCCUCUUCAGAACCUAGACCUAUCAGUGCCAUUUUUUUUCAUAGUCUACAAAGAACUUGGCUAUGGCUGAUCUUUUUUUAAAUUUAACUUUCUGAUAGACCCUGUAGUUUCCAGUUAAAUGCAGAUUCCUUAGAGCCGUAUAGAACAGCGCAUUCUUCUGUAGACAUUUUCUCAUAUUGGUAAAUACAGUCAUCCAUAUGAAAAAAUUGUUUUCACCUGAUAUGAAAAUGUUAGAAAAGGCAAACUCUGGGACUUCUAAAGAUUUACUUAAAUCCCAUUAUAUACUUUAUUCAGAAUGUAGAAGCCAACCUGAAAUGCAUCCUUGGUACUAAGUGAAGCUUCUUCAGAAAAUGCAUUUUUCAAAUGCAAUAGGAACUGUUUGUAGAUAUCAUCAUUGCAGUGUGUGUUGGAGCUGUAAUGGUUGCAGUUAUGUUUCUUAUUUCCCUAAAAGCAAAAAGCAUAGUUUCUGAUUUAUGUUACAGAAUGAUACUGAUUAGACUUUGAGCCAAGAGGAAAAUACUAAAUUCUUUUAAACCUGGAGCCUUAGAGAGCCACAGGAAUAUCUUCUGUUGUACAGUCUAAUAAGCUAUGGUAGGAAGUAUCACGUAAUCACAGUUUAAUGACAGUUUAUGUAUAUAAUUCAGUAUUACCUCUGAUAACAUAGUUGCCAGUGUUUAAUACACUUGUAACUUGGAUUUUUGCCUUAUAGGCUAUAUGUAUACGCAGUUUUUUAAAGCAUUUUUUUCAAAGAUCACUUAAUUCCCCGUGCUUCUGUAAUGCUUAUGAAAACUAUAAAUGGCGAGUGGUGAAACUCCUCCUUUCCUCAUAGUCCUCAGGCUUUGGUUACUUUUGCAUAUGCCAUUUGAAGCCUCCAACUUUUACCAGUUUAACAUCCAAAGUUCACAGCAUCACCAUUCAUGGUGUAAGAACAGUUUUGCAGUAUAACACGAUCUGAUAAUCAUUCAGUUAUUCAAUUGUAAAUAAUUACUGGGAUGGUUUCUUGGCUUUAAGUCUACUGAAUAAAAUCUAUGAAAUUGUACUCUGUGUUAACCAUCCACUAGGAUAGAAUACCGGAAACUGUGCAUGCAAAAAUACGAGAUGGGUCCAUUUGUACACAAUUCGUAGUUAUGCAAUCUACUAUAUAAAUAUGUUCACAUGCACUAUGUGUAUGAAAAUAGAUUGUCUGUGUUCAGACGAAAGUAAAACAUUUUUUUCAAAUUGUUAAAUUUAAAGGUUUUCUGGGAGAAAUUUAUGAAAAACAGGCUGUGUCUAUUUGACAUCAGAAAUUUCCACUUAAACCAAAAUAAUGAGAAACUUUAAUCUGUAUAUAACCUUCGUUGAGUAUACUUCCCCCUUAUUUAUACCUCUGCAUUUCCUUCUGCGCUUCACAUCUUUCUAAAAUGCAGCUUGGUUUUAAAAUAAAAGAAUAUUCAUUUUGUGAUUCUAAACAACCUUCAGUAAAUAUCACCAGUAUGGUACUGGUGAAUUUCUCAGCAUAAAAUCGACAUACCUAAAAAGUUAAUAAAAUUCAGCUCUUUUCCAAUUUCAUUGUUAUGCCUAUUGAAGUAUUAAUAGCAAGGUUUCAUUUUUCGUGAAACUUGGAAUCCGUACUUUGAGCAGACUAAGUCAAGGGAAGAACAGAAAGAAACUCAGGAGUAGAGUAAUGUCAUUUUUCGCUUACACCACUUUCAGGGCACAUCCAAAGAGUUCCUAGAUACUUGUAAAAUGUCUGAAAAAUUUUAAGUAAUAAACUUUGCAAUGUUUAGCUCAACUUUUUGUUCAUUUGGAAGUUUCUCUCCAUCCAAGGAUUUAAGCCAGUUUUGGAUUUGUAAGCCCAGAGUACAGUGCACUUCCUGGAGGCAUCGUCACUGCUGUUGAAACGAAGAAUGUGCAUGGGGUGGAAGGACGGCUUCGAACCUCUGGACUCAGCCUUGAGAACAAACACAGAUUGUUACAGCCCUGGGCUGCUGCAUAAUCACAGUUCCUCGAGCCUCUUCCAGAGCACAUGCCCAAGCUCUGCCUCUCCAGAGACUGACUCCAAAUGCAGGAGCUUCCACUGGACCUCGGUUGGAGGCUGCUUUAUAUGACAGACUCCAGAAAUGGAUGCCAGAAUACGGAGGCCAAACGUUCUGAGUCCUGGUAAGGACAGUCGCUCUGGGGGUCUUCAUUUUACUGCAGUUCCUGCGCGCCAGUGAAAGGAGAUAGACCCUGGAAGGCAGAGCUGCAGAUGCUCGUCAUCGGGUCAAUUCUGGAGCUUCAGUUUUGUUUCUGACUGGAUGGGGACGCAGCGGUGACUGUAUCCAAUCAAACAGUCCUUUUCUUCUCUCUCCUUUAGUAUCGAUUUUAAAGUGCAUUAGGCACUAUGGUUUCAGAGUUUCUUGGGGAAACUUUGCAGAUUCGUAUUCAUUGGUUCUGCGAUACUUAAAUAAAUUAUUUUACAAUUA